Messenger RNA from Rattus rattus (black rat), 2532 nucleotides. RefSeq names its product RAB7B, member RAS oncogene family (gene Rab7b). Gene Ontology annotation, cellular component: phagocytic vesicle; lysosome; late endosome. Gene Ontology annotation, molecular function: GTPase activity; GTP binding. Gene Ontology annotation, biological process: endosome to lysosome transport; phagosome-lysosome fusion. Bases 130 to 729 code for a protein of 199 amino acids. The transcript has 6 exons. The record is from RefSeq and is a predicted model, not a curated record. Lineage: Eukaryota; Metazoa; Chordata; Mammalia; Rodentia; Muridae.
AGAGGAGGAAAACUCAGAGGGAAGUGGCCUCUCACCAAAACCGUUUACGUUCUCAAUACUGGCCAGAUUGAAACUGCCACUCAGGGAAGAGAGGCCCAGACCCAGAACUCCCACCUGUGUGAGCCCCUCAUGAAUCCCCGAAAGAAAGUGGACUUGAAACUUAUCAUUGUUGGUGCACUUGGUGUGGGAAAGACCUCUCUCCUUCAUCAAUAUGUACAUAAGACAUUUUUUGAGGAAUACCAGACCACACUGGGGGCCAGCAUCCUCUCCAAAAUUAUCAUACUGGAUGACACAACUUUGAAGCUUCAGAUCUGGGACACAGGUGGUCAAGAGCGGUUCCGCUCAAUGGUAUCAACAUUCUACAAAGGUUCCGAUCGCUGUAUCCUGGCAUUUGAUGUUACUGAUCCAGAGUCCUUUGAAGCCCUGGAUAUCUGGAGGGAUGAUGUCCUGGCAAAGAUCGUCCCUAUGGAGCAGUCAUAUCCCAUGGUGGUGCUGGGCAACAAAAUCGAUCUGGAAGAUAGGAAGGUGCCCCAGGAGGUGGCCCGUGAAUGGUGUAAAGAGAAGGACAUGCCAUACUUUGAAGUGAGUGCGAAGAAUGACAUCAAUGUGGUGCAGGCCUUUGAGGUUCUGGCCAGCCGGGCUCUGUUGAGGUACCAAGGCAUCGCCGAGAAUCACCUUGCAGACUCCAUCAAGCUCUCUCCGGGCCAACCGAGGAGCAAAUGCUGCUGAUCCUGGACCCCCUCCUUCCAGACUCCCGAUGCUCAAUCCCUCAAGCCGGUACUCAGCAAGGAGGCUGAGCCACUGCAGCAGGAGAGACUGUCACAAGGCAAACCCUGGCUCCAGAGAAAUCAUGGGAGUCUUGAUGACUCAAGCUCUUCUUUCUCCUCUCCUCCAACACAAUCCUGCGCGUCUCUGCAGACAAGCCUCUCCCUUGAGCACUGAGGAGCUUUGGAUGGAAAUGCACCUCUGACUCCCUCAGCAGCCAGGACACGGACCGCUCCUGACAGGCAGAAGCCUACAGGCCUGAGACUUCCCACGGCUUCUUCCAGGGAGAGCUGAGGGAGCAAGAUAAAACCAGUUGUUCCUGCUUCCUGGGUGUUCAAACGGCUUCCAUAACUGACCAGGCCUCCGUGUGCCCUCUGCCAAAUGAGAGCUCCCCAGGUUCCCCAUAUCCCAAUGUGAGUUGAGGACCAUAAACUCCAUUUAAAUCCCACUCACUGGUGUGGCCACACACGUUUACUCCUUCGGCAAGCAUUUUGAUGCCUUCUAUGUACGAUGCGUUGAUGUCUGGAAACACACAAAACAGGCAGGAGUCCUGGCCUCCCAGAGGCACACCUGGAGACAGAGGGACAGACAGCAGACACCAUCAGGACAGAGGACAGCAAUGAGGUGCUAUUUUAAACAAAGGGGCCAAGCAGGCUUCCCUGUGAUGUGACAGUUGGGCUGACAGUUACAGUGCAAGCUACAGGAGUCAGGAGAGGGAGCAGCAAGGCCAAGGCCCCGAGGCAAUAGACAGCGUGCUACUUUCCAUGUGGAAGCUCUUUCCCUGAGGACUCAAAGCUGCUGCCUUAGAGAAAAAAGGCCAGUGAUACCCUGUUCCCAGAACGUACCUUGAGCAUUUGAUGACUGGCCACUAGGGGGCAGAAGUGUCCUCUACUUCCAGGCCAGGGAGUUCUGGGGAUACUUGAAAAGCUGGUGUUUCUGUCAAGAAAAUGGCUGAAACUUGUUCCCAGGCUGUAGGAAUGUCAGACCUGGGCUAGUUGGGUAGAAAAAUAAAUAAAUAAAUAAAAAGUCCUGGGUAAAAACUUCAGGAUACUUGAUUCAGGGAACAAAUCAAAAUCAGUAACAGAUCCCAGAGCAAGGUACGUAGAGAGAUAUGGAGUCUGUGUCCUGUACAUUUCAAAGCUAGAACUUGGUUUGUUUUUUUCUUCUGGCUUCACACAGCACAGAUAGGUUGGCCCAUUCUAAAAGAGGUGGACGGGAUGAACUUUCAGGAUCUACAAUGGUCAAGUUCAUACCUCAUGCCUACCAGACAUUCCUGUCUCCUCCGAAGUCUUCUUUUCUGAGUUCUGAGCAGAUCAGAGGUGUUCAUCUCUAGGAAGCAACUGACCCCAAAGAUCUCACUGAGAGACAGGUGGUCAGGGGGCACCAAGCGGGGGUCCUGGGGUCCCUGUCUGUUCCCACCUAGCUCUGAAGGAUAAAGCAACUCCCCAUGGGCAGUGGUCACAGGAACAGUGAGCCCUGUGUCCCUCAGAGAUGAAUGAUUUAUCCCUGUCAUACACAGGUGUGGCUCUCCCGGAAGUCAGUCGGUGGAGGGAUGUGUGGUAUGGGGGAGGGGGGAGAGUUCAGCACCACAAUGAACACAAGAACCAUAUUUAAAGGUACAUAACAAAUAGUGUUUCCUGUUUUUAAUCCUUUGUGGGACAAUAGUCCCCCUUGGUCUGUGAUGCCAGUCUCAAUUACCCGUGGGUCAACUGUGGACCAAAAAUAUUAAGUAGCAAAUCCCAGAAAUAAAUAACUUAUAACUUUCAA